Molecule: messenger RNA, 1977 nt
Organism: Paramecium tetraurelia
Lineage: Eukaryota; Ciliophora; Oligohymenophorea; Peniculida; Parameciidae
Exons: 4
Biological process (GO): intracellular signal transduction; protein phosphorylation
Cellular component (GO): nucleus; cytoplasm
Molecular function (GO): MAP kinase activity; ATP binding
Source: RefSeq, a predicted model, not a curated record
AUGUCUAACCAAAAUGAUCAACAUAGCCAAAUAGAAGAGCAUAUUCUCAAAUAAUAUGACAUACAGGAUUACAAAGGUAAAGGAGCCUACGGAAUAGUGUGGAAGGCAAUCGACAAAUAAACCAAACAAUAAGUGGCAUUAAAAAAGGUUUUCGAUGCUUUCUCAAAUUAAACAGAUGCUCAAAGAACAUUCAGAGAAGUUUGUUUCUUAUAAUAAUUAACAGAACAUGAAAAUAUUGUUAAAUUAUUAAAAGUAAUUCAAGCAGAAAACUAGAAGGAUUUAUACAUGGUAUUUGAAUAUAUGGAAACUGAUUUACAUAAAGUAAUAAGAGCAGGUUUACUAAAUCCAUUGCAUAUGCAAUACAUAAUAUAUUAGUUGUUAAAAUGCUUAAAAUUUAUUCAUUCUGGAGAAUUAAUUCACAGAGAUUUGAAACCUUCGAAUUUAUUGAUUGAUUCUGAUUGUAAAGUGAAAGUUGCUGAUUUUGGAUUGGCAAGAAGCGUGGCUUAAUCUGAAAAUUAAUAUGAAUUACCAAUAAUGACUGAAUAUGUAGCUACAAGAUGGUAUAGAGCCCCAGAAAUCUUAUUAGGAUCUCAUCAUUAUUCAAAAUCUGUAGAUAUGUGGAGUGUCGGUUGCAUUCUUGGAGAAAUGAUAUUGGGAAAAGCUAUAUUUGCUGGAGCAUCAACAUUGAAUUAAAUUGAGAAGAUAAUUGAAUUAAUAGGAAGGCCCAAAUAGGAUGAUCUAGAAUUAAUUAAUGCACCAUUGGCUUAAUAAGUAUUAGAUGGAAUUUCUAUGUAAAAACGAAAAAGCUUUGCAGCAUUCUUCCCAAGUGCAUCUCCAGACUUUAUUGAUUUCAUUCGAUAAUGUCUUAAUUGGAAUCCCUAAAAAAGAAUGACAAUUGAUGAAGCAAUAAAGCAUUCAUUAAUGAAAGAGUUUGCAAAUACUGAGGACGAAAAAACGUUGAAGUCAAUAAUCAGAAUUCCUUUUAAUGAAAAUAAAAAAUUAACAAUCAAAGAUUAUAGAGAUAAAAUAACACUAAAUUGUGAAUAGAUUCUAUAAGAAAUUGAAUAAAACACAUUUAACAAAAAUAUAGCCAAGCAAUAUUUGUCUACUCCAUAAAGCUUUUCUACAUAUUUGAAUAAUUACGAUUCGAAGUUUAAUAAACAGAAUCCAAAUUAUCAAGUAUCUUAACCAGUAGAUAAACCAAAGAAACUAGAUUCUUUUUAUAAACCUGAAGGAGUAAAUCCCUAUCCGAUACAAAAGAAGUCUGACUAUUCUCCAACUAUGAAACCUACCAUAUCUAGUAACGUCUCAAACAUUAGUCCAAAUUUGAUUCAACAAAAAUUUGCUUCUACUUAAAAUUAACCUCAUAAUCAAGGAUUAAGAAAAACUUAUACCAACAUAGUGAAUAGACCACAUAAUGAUUUAAAUAAGAGUCCAGAGAUAAAGAAAAAAACAGAAAAUAUUAUCACAAAUGUCACAAAAUCCUAUUCUUUUCAUGGAGAGCCAUAUGAUAGAAGAGUGACUAACGCGAGCUUCAGUACAUAAAAUAAAAAUGACAAUAAACCAUCCACUUCAGUCAGUUAUGUUAGACCAGUCUAAAUAUAAUAGUUAUCAAAUUAUACAACAGCACAGAAUUUUUCAUAAUAAAAAGAAAUCUCAAGGCCUAAGGAUCCCAUUAUGAUAAACUAAGCCCAAAGAAGUAAGUCUUUUGAAAAGUCACCCAUAAAUAUUAAUCCAACAAGUCCUUAUUAAAGGUAAAAGACUGAAGCAUCUAAACCAAAAUUUAUACCCUAAAGCAAUAUUCACAAUAGUGUAGCUUAAGUGCAAAAGUUGCUCUAAAAAUGUUGCCAAGUAUAGAAUUACUAAUAACACAAAAAAGCUUCAAGUGUUAUUGACCCCACAAAAUAAUAACCAUAAUAAAUUUAACAAACCAUCAAUUACAAUUAUUUUGACAUAAGGAAUUCAAAAUUUAUGUGA